Drosophila hydei is the source of this 829-nucleotide messenger RNA. RefSeq lists its product as uncharacterized. Lineage: Eukaryota; Metazoa; Arthropoda; Insecta; Diptera; Drosophilidae. The record is from RefSeq and is a predicted model, not a curated record. The transcript has 3 exons. The coding region runs from base 132 to 746 and encodes 204 amino acids.
CUCAGUUUUAUACAUUGCGCUGUAGCGACUGGAUGUCGAAACUGCCAAAGACAUUUUCAUCAAACAAAGUUUGAGAUAUAAUUAAACGUGCCCGCCAAAUUGGAGCAUAAGCCUUUAAAACAAAAACAAACAUGUUUCAAAUGGCUUUUGUGUUAUUUUGUGGAUUGUUUAUUGUUAUUAUUGGCUUAGGCUGUGCACAAGUUGCCUAUGUGGAGGACGCUGACAUCGAUAAGCAGAAAAGUAAUCUGGAGGGUCGCAAGCCGUUGUACUCACCCGCUCGCUGCGCCCGCUACCAACUGCUUUACCCUGGAGAUCAGCCUAAUGACUGGAUAUGCGAUUGCGCACCAGCGGCACUUUAUCACCCAGAAAGCGAUGCUUGUUAUCCAGCAUAUAGACAAGGGCCCUGCAACGACACUCAAAUGCUAGUAUUGUACAAAGAGAAAGUUAUACCCGAGUGCGUUAACAACCCCUGUCGGCAGGAUGGCCAUUUCCUGAUACGCGACAAGUGCUUUCAGUUUGGCAGCACCAAUAACAAUAACAAUCCCUGCCCCAACAAGGAAUAUACCUUUGUACUGGGCGUCAAUCCAAAGACUCUUAUGGUUGAUUGUGUGCAGCUUUCCACUCAGCUGGAAACGCGCAUCUCUUUAGAUUCAGUUGCUCCGCCAGAAUACCACAUUGACUUGGCACAGAAAUGUGGGCGUGGAAGCCGCCUAGUUGCUCAAGGGCGAUGCCCGGCAGCGCCGUAAAAGCGGGCCAAGUCAAUAAAAUACUCAAAACGAUUUUAAAACCAUUUGGCUUAAAGCAACAAUAACAAUUACUUAUGUAUAUG